AGCGGCGGGGCCGGGCCCGGUUCUCGGCGGUUCUGAGGCUGCUCCGCGGGCCCCGGGCUGGCUGUGGCUGUGCCGGCACCGGGGCUGCUCCUGGCCGGGUGGCGGUGCUGACACCGGGCUCUGGGGAGGGAGCGGAGGGACGGCUCUCCCCGCUGCCCCCGCCCCGGGGCGCCGGCGGCUGAGGGGAGCGCGUCCCGCCCGGCGAGCGGCUGCUCCCGCCUCUGCUCCUCCGGCGCGGGUCCGGCUUCCCUUUUCCUUCCCUUUUCCUUCCCUUUUCCUUCCCUUUUCCUUCCCUUUUCCUUCCCUUUUCCUUCCCUUUUCCUUCCCUUUUCCUUCCCUUUUCCUUCCCUUUUCCUUCCCUUUCCUUCCCUCACUCCGGCCGGACAAGCGGCUUUCCCCCCCGGGGCUUCGUGGAGUUUACCUGGGGAAAGCACGGCCAGAUCAGAGGUUAUUAAAAAUGGCACUUGGACACUGUGAAGCCAGUGAGGUUCUGAGAAUUACUGCUGAGCAGGAACAUGCCCUUGGUGGUGAUGGCACAUCAGGAUCCAGGAUGAUGGACCAAAGCUUGUCAGCUCUAAUCACAGAGUACGGAAAACAUGUGCAAGAAAUGAAAGAACAGCUGCAGCUUUAUCAGGCACAAAUGGGUGAGAUGAAGCUAAAAUUGGAAGACGUCACCAAGGAAAAUGAAAGGCUGCAUGCAGAGUUGAAAGAGUGUCUUGAGAAGCAACUGGAGGCUCUUCCUGCAGAUGAAGGCACAGUGAGAACCCUCCAAGAGGAACUACGGCUGGCAAAGCAAGAAAAAGACCAAGCAGUUGAGCGCUGGCAGACAUUGUCACAGGAGCACGACCGACUUCAGCAGCAGUACCAGGAACGCCUGACUGAAACACACGUUCUCAUAGCUGAAAGGAAAAAGCAGAAUGAUCAACGGACCAGCAUUCAGCAGCUGACUCGCCAACUGCACAUGACCAAUCAGCAGUUUCUGCAAACUGUGACAGAACAAGACGUGGAACUAGAGCAGCUACGAAAACAACUGAGGCAAGCCAAAAUAGAUGGGCAGGCAGCAAAUGCUAAGCUUGAAGAAAUGAUGGCAUUGAAAGAGAAACUUCAGAGCCAAUUGGAGAGAAAGGAAGAAGACAGGAUGUCUGCUCAGGAGAGAGAAACAGCAUCUGACAAACGCUUGCAGCAAAUGCAGUCUAAUAUAAAACAGUUAGAAAUAAGAUUGUGUGUGACUGUUCAAGACGCUGAACGGCUGAGAACAGAAAAAGUAGCCCUGGAGGAGCAGAUCAGAGAGCUUCAUACCAAGUGUGCCAGUCUAGAAAGUGAGACAUACGAUGCUGUUGCAAAAGUCCAAGAUUGCAUACAGCUCUUGGAAGAAGCUAACCUGCAAAAAAGUCAAGCACUCUUUGGGGAGAAACAAAAGGAAGAAGAGAUCAAAAAACUGCAGGAUGAAAUGUCUCAACUUGCAGAAAAUACUGCUGCAAGAAUUAGAAAGGAAGUAGACACUGCAAAGAAGCAAUGUAACAUGCAAGUUUCUCGGCUAACAGAAGAAGUUUCAGCUCUUCAGAUGGAAUGUGGAGAAAAACAAAGUCAAAUUGAACGAGCCAUUAGAGAAAAGAGAGCAGUAGAAGAAGAACUUGACAAGAUUUACAGGGAGCAUGAACCUGACAGUAGAAAGCUGGAGCAGCUGCAUCAGAAGUAUUUACUUGCAGAAGCUGCCAAGGAUGACCUUCAGCGGAGUCUACAGAUGACACAAAAGAAACUGAAACAACUGGAAAUGAACUCUGAGGAAGAGAAAUCUCGUUGGCAGGAAGUUAUCUGUAAAUUGCAAAGCACUCUGGAUUCAGAAAGAGAAAAGAGUUCCUUUGUCAGUGAACAAAGACUAAAACUUCAGCAGGAGAAUGAACUAUUGCAAAAUGAAAUGGAGGGUUUGAGAAAACUGGCAGUAGAGGCCCAAAAAAAAGCUAAAGUAAAGAUAAGCACAAUGGAGCAUGAGCUUGCAGUGAAAGAACAUGGAUAUGAAGCUCGACUCAGGGAGAUGGAGGACACCAGUCACAAGUCCACUACUGAGCUCAGACGUCUCUUGGUAGCUCAGCAAAAAGCAACAAACAGGUGGAAAGAAGAAACAAAAAACCUCACUGAAACUACAGAAGCCAGGAUCAAUAAGCUGAA
Molecule: messenger RNA, 2169 nt
Organism: Taeniopygia guttata (zebra finch)
Lineage: Eukaryota; Metazoa; Chordata; Aves; Passeriformes; Estrildidae
Source: RefSeq, a predicted model, not a curated record